This is a messenger RNA of Pelmatolapia mariae (spotted tilapia), 2006 nucleotides long. It is a transcript of the gene smim15, whose product is annotated as small integral membrane protein 15. NCBI's taxonomy places the organism in Eukaryota, Metazoa, Chordata, Actinopteri, Cichliformes, Cichlidae. The coding region runs from base 123 to 347 and encodes 74 amino acids. The transcript has 2 exons. The record is from RefSeq and is a predicted model, not a curated record.
CCUGAAUGCCUCAUUGCCACACCAGUUCCACUUCCCGGAACAAGGAGGAGCUGGUAGUUUAUCGCGGAUACAAACACAAAUCUCCGUUCAUUUCGGUCUGAGCCUCAUCGUUCCUGAACAGGAUGAUCGACGUGCAAGCAUGGGCAGAGUAUGUGGUGGAGUGGGCUGCCAAAGACCCCUAUGGUUUUCUCACAACUAUCAUACUGGCUCUCACCCCUCUCUUCAUUGCCAGCGCUCUGCUGUCCUGGAAGCUGGCCAAGAUGAUCGAGGCACGUGACCGCGAACAGAAGAAGAAGCAGAAACGUCAGGAAAACAUAGCCAAGGCCAAGAGGACCAAGAAAGACUGAGCCGGCGAGGGCUAGGAUAGGGGCAUUGCAAAGGACGAGCAAACCAUCACGCUCGCAGGCCUCCUUUUCUAAAUAAUGACACGGUGCCCUUCCUUGUCCCAGCCCUACUAUCAGCACAGGGCCACUAUGCCUCAUGUCCAGGGUAGGAGGAGGGACGCUGGCCCCACAGACUUAACAGUGCUGAUGGACAGUACUGCCCUGAGGAAGCUUGUCCCAGUGGGACUUUGGUCAGCAACAGCACAGUAGUCAUCUGUAUAACGUUUUUAUACAGUGACCUGCUGUUAUAUCGUGCAGCUGUUGCAACACCUUGCAUUCCAUUGUUGGCAUCCCCGUUUUGCUGAAAUGAUGACAUAAUGAGAAUAAUGGAACUUUUUAAGCUUGAUAACUUGCAAGCUAUCCAAAUGAUUACUUUAUGAUCAAUAAAAUUUUCAUGGUUGGUAAGAAAGCUUCCUUUCUUUGGAUUUAAUAUUGUGCUGUGUACUUAUUUACCCAUAAACACUGAAUCAGAGGGCUGGUAAUAAAAUACACUACCACAAAUUCAAAAAAGUAGGCUCGCAAUGUUCAGUAAGGUGACAGCAAGUGCAUUUAAGGGUAAUACUCCUGUAUGUGCAAGGUCUUAUUGUUGAUUAUGGAGUUCUAAAAUAUAAAAGCAUCAAACAAAUCAGCAUGAUCUGCGGUACAGGAAGGUGAAAAGUAAUAUUUAACAGGUGUGCCUUUAUUAAAUAUCAAUUUAAAAAUAGUAAACCAGGAUUACAUAUUAUACAAACAACUUGUGUUUCAUGUACUGUAUGCUUUUAAUUUGGAUGCAGACCUUUGCUCAUUUUAUUAGACAUUUUUUAUUUUUGUUUAUAAGUAGAAAGUGGAUUACCUUCACUUUGAUUCAGUGUUGUAAAAUAAAACAUUCAAAAGUCCACAGGGGUUGGUAUUUUUAUGGGUGGCGACUGGCUUUCUUGAGUACUCGUGAGCCUAUAAAGAGGCAGUCAAAGCAGUUUAGUGUAACUGUUUUCUGUUUCUUAGUUUUACUUCCCUGCGUUCAGAGAACUGAUGUCUCAUGACUGCGUUUAGAAUGACAGACAUGAGAAGGAAGACUGUUUUAAGCUAACGUUAGACCUUACUGCUCUUUUAACUAGUACAGUACAGUGCAAAAAUCUCGUCUUCCCCUCUCUCCCCAAUUUCCUGUCCAUCUCUACUUAGUAUCCAAUAAAAAGAGCAAAAAUAUAUCUGACCAUUUCAGAGGAUUUUUAAAAAUUUGGUAAGCCACUGACCACUAACUUUACAAUGAAUCAUUCAAGCAUUAAAAAGACUCCUAUGACUUUAGGGAUGAACCACUGUUGUGUCUACACAUAACAAAGAAAAAAAACAAUUUCAAAUUGUACCUCUAGGCACUUUAUUACUAGCAGCCUGUCACAAAAAUACAUAAUUACCAUUUCUGUAGUAGAAUCUAUGAAAACUGCCCAAGACAACACAGUUUGGAGAGGUGUAAAAUAGUAUUUUUGCAACAACAGGGUGACAAAUAGGAAUAUUUUGGCAUGCUGAGCAGUUUGCCCUUAAAGAAUCUGGACAAAAGAAGAAGUGACAGCCUUAAACAAAACUAUCUAUCGAAGAUGAACGGUAUCUGAAAGUUAUGUCCUUAAGAAAUGGGGGAAAAAAUGCAGCAAA